AACAACCAGAGCAGUUCGCAGGCAACAGAUCAGGCCUACAUCUACUCUAAAGAAGAAAAAAAAACACUCACACUGCAUACGGUUCUUUGACUGAAAUGCCAGGAUUGUCAUCUGUAAUCAGAAAGUGGACCUGCUUCUCACACACAGUCACGUCCAUGUUGCUGUUUCGUUUUCCAUAAGAGGACUGAGAAGUUUCAGUUGCAGAGGAAACUUGUUGCUCUACAGAGUCUGGAAACUUUGAGGCGUGAAACCAGAGCAGAAAGUAUCCAUCCUCCACUCUGAUUCCCAAACCCCGCACCCUCCAGUUUCUCCUGGCUCUUCCCCUGCCCCCUGCGCGCCCGCUUCAGCUGCCCUUCCUCAAUCCCUCACUGGGACAUCCCAGGAGCAGAUAACCAUGGCAAACAGCACAACUGUAGGCUUCACUGAGACCGCCAAUGACAAAACAGCAGGCGCCGAAGUGGACGAUGGAUCCUUUGACGCCAUCCUGGGAGGCGUCAUUGCUGCGGUGAUCUUGGUUCUGAUCUGCCUGGCGGUGGUGCUGUGUCGCUACAUGUACCGGCACAAGGGCACCUACCACACCAAUGAGGCCAAGGGCACGGAGUUUGCCGAGACGGCCGACUCCGCACUCAAGAAUGACCCCUCCCUGCAGGAAGCCAUGGAUGAGAGCAAGAAGGAGUACUUCAUAUGAGAUUCAAGGACAUCCCAAAAGAGUAUCCACAUUGGGGUUCUCUACAUGGGACAUUGGAAGAAAGACCCAAAAGUGCCAUUGAACUCUCUAAGUUUUUACUAGAAAAGGCACUCUCCUACUUUCACCCCACCCGCCCCUAAGUGAGCCCCCAAGCAUGCACCGCCCAAUGCUUACAGACCUAUGAAAAGACAUUUAAAGCAUGUUUUUUAGCUGACUUCUAUUUCAUACUUUUUAUGCUGCAGCAAACUCAGUACUUUAAUAUAGAACCACCUUACAUUAUUUUUGUAGUCCCCCCAGCAGACAGUGUCUGCAGUAAAAUGGGUACACUUUAAAAAAAAAACAAACUGAAAAACUGGGUGAUCAGUGGCUGCAGCUAACAGCUUUUUCAGAACAAUUAGACACCCUCCCUCCUCGAAAAUCAUUGUCCAGCAUUUUACACUGGGUUGAGUUUUCAGUGCAAGCAAAAGGGUCUUCAUAACCAAAAACCUGCAGUGCCAAUACCAAAGUGAGUCACAAAGAGAUUCCUCACUGUGCAGUUAAUACAUCGCCAGUCUGUCCCUGCAUUGGUGAAGAUGGAAAUGAGGAACAGAAAUACAAUCAUUCAAAGGUGAUUAUAUGCAGAGGGUGGUGCACCUAGUUGUCAGAGACUUCUGUGCUUUCUCUCUGAGAAUAAGACCAAUGUUUAAAAAAUGUUUAUAGAUAUGUGGAUUUAGAAGAAGGACUCCUUGAUGCCAGCCAUGGUGGUAGACACAGCCCGGGAUCGCAUUCAGCAAGCAUGGCUACGGAUGGCUGCUGCCACUUCACACACUCUGGGCUCGAGCAGCUGACAGCUCAAACGUCCACUUCAAAGGCUUGUCUGGUGCCAUGCUUCUUCUUCUGGGACCCAGUAGUCAAUGCAGGCCUACUGGUCUGAUCACUAGUAAACCAAAUAACCAACACACCCCACGUGGGUUCCAGAUUUCCCCAAAUUAAGAUGAAAUUUGUUUGCAUCACAAUUCAGCUAUCACUGUCCCUCCCUCCUUUUGUAUAUCAUUAUUGUUUACUAUAUUUUAUAUUGGAACCCUAUAAUGUUUUAUUAUCCAUAAACCAUAAUCAGCAUUGGCUUUACAGUGUAUAGGGUUUUUUUCUGUUGUCUGUUGUGGAGUUAUUUGAAACGUAUAUUGACUGGAGAAGGAGAAAUGAUGUAUUUCAGUCAGAACAUAAUCACCAAUCUAAUGAUAAAACUGUUCAAUCCUGGAAAUGGAGGAGGAUAUAUAGUAUUGUCUAAAAAUGAUCACUUGUACCACAGGGCACCUUGGGGAAAGAGACAUUUCUGGGUUUCAAGGUCAGGUAAUUUUGAUUGAAACUGGCCCCAUCCAGGACAAACCUGACCUUCUUCUAAUCAAAGCACUCAGCUGGUCUCUCAUUUAAAACCUUGGGAUUAUGUACUGUGAUGUACAAGAGAGGGGUGAAUGUUCAAAGCCAUAAUCACAUCUUUGCACCAUUAUUCACUGGAAUGUAGCAUGGUGCUUUUCAGGGCCUUAGUAGAAAAGCUUAAAACUGCCUUUAUUACAGUUGCAUUACAUUGCAAUUUAAAUCUGAGCUCUUUUUUAGUGAAAUAGCUUUUCAUGUGUGAUGCUGUUUUGUUUUAUUGUGGAAUGACACUGAACAAAGGAUGCCAAACACAAAGUCAUUACUUUUAUAUCUGGGAUAUAGGCAUGUGCAUUUGUAAAAGAAAUGGUCACUGAGAAUAAGGCUUGAACACAAAUCUAAUUUACUCUCAACACCCCCGGUAUUUCUCUAGUGCUGUUCAUUAUUGCAAGGCCGUUUUAACUAUCUCAUUAGCCCUUAACGAGCGCUCCAGAAGUGUCUUUGUCUUUUUUGAUUGUUGU
Megalops cyprinoides (Indo-Pacific tarpon) is the source of this 2559-nucleotide messenger RNA. It is a transcript of the gene gypc, whose product is annotated as glycophorin C (Gerbich blood group). The coding region runs from base 395 to 688 and encodes 97 amino acids. Gene Ontology annotation, cellular component: membrane; cortical cytoskeleton. The record is from RefSeq and is a predicted model, not a curated record. The transcript has 4 exons. NCBI's taxonomy places the organism in Eukaryota, Metazoa, Chordata, Actinopteri, Elopiformes, Megalopidae.